Messenger RNA from Epinephelus lanceolatus (giant grouper), 3577 nucleotides. It is a transcript of the gene caln2, whose product is annotated as calneuron 2. Gene Ontology annotation, cellular component: trans-Golgi network membrane. Lineage: Eukaryota; Metazoa; Chordata; Actinopteri; Perciformes; Serranidae. The record is from RefSeq and is a predicted model, not a curated record. Gene Ontology annotation, molecular function: calcium ion binding.
UAGGGUUGCUCCCACUGAGCGCCACGGCGUCGCAUAUUCCUUCCCGGCUCACCUAUACACAGUCGCACCUCUGCUGCCGUGGCCCCCAUGUGGCCCCUCCCUUACCGGACUGGACCGAUAAAUGGGUUAACCCUGUCACCGGGAGUAGCCGAGAUAAAUGCACCGGGAGCGUCGGGAGAUCCCUUUCCAUCCCUCCGCUGUUUCACCGAUCAGCGCUCAAAGCUUUCACCGGGCAUCCUCCGGUGUUGACUCGACAGAGUAGAUUGAAUUUUAAUCGUGAUUUAUUAUUUUUUAUAAGAGGCGAACGGCAACAGCAGCAGCAGCAGCAGCAGCUUCGGUUGUUAGACCCAGACCCGUGGGCGGCUGGGUGGCGUCCGUCUGGGCGAGCUGAUAGGACGAAGAUUUGGCACUCUACCUACCAACUGCUUCAUCCCAAAUUUUCAAGAUAUGGCGAUGAGAAGUGAGAUGUAGAAAACGGAUGGGAGGCCAUUCAUGUGGGUCUGGGCUUCAGCUACAGCGGACAAAAUCUCCCAGCACCACCACCACCAUCAUCCUCCUCCUCUUCCUCCUCCUCACCUAACCAGUUGAUUUUUUUGAAUAACUAUCUAAAAAGUGUGGAGCUCAUGACACACUGGUGAAUCCCCGAGGCAGGUCCCACACACAGACUGAAUGAGUCCAUCUUUGGCUGUCGGACGGACUCCUCAAGAGCACAGGACGGAUGCAAACAGACUAAACACAUCUUGGCAAUUCAAAAGACCCUCAGCAUCUCCGCCAACGGUGUUGUAACCGAGCGGGGGGAAUCUCACACCGGGGGACCAGUCGUUUCACAGGCAGGGAGAAGAUGCCAUUCCACCAUGUGCGGGCGGGCCUGCUCUAUCCAGACAACUAUCUGAGCAGCUCCCUGACGGAAGGCAGCGAAGCCUUCCAGCUCACCAGCAUCUCCACAGAGGAGCUGGGAGAGAUCCGUGAGGCGUUUCGUGUUUUGGAUCGUGAUGGGAAUGGUUUCAUCUCCAAACAGGAGCUGGGCAUGGCCAUGCGCUCCCUGGGUUACAUGCCCAGCGAAGUGGAGCUGGCCAUCAUCAUGCAGAGACUGGACAUGGAUGGGGACGGCCAGGUGGACUUUGAAGAGUUCAUGACGAUACUGGGGCCCAAACUGCUGUCAUCCGACAACCGAGAAGGAUUCCUGGGCAACACCAUCGACAACAUCUUCUGGCAGUUUGACAUGCAGCAGCUGUCUCUGGAUGAGCUGAAGCAGGUGCUGUUCCACGCCUUCCGGGACCACCUGACAAUGAAGGACAUAGAGAACAUCAUCAUCACCGAGGAGGAGAGCCUCAAUGAAACCUCAGGGAACUGCCCUGAGUAUGAGGGAGUUCAUCCCAAGAAGAAGAAUCGGCAGACGUGUGUAAGGAAAAGCCUGAUCUGCGCUUUCGCUAUGGCUUUCAUCAUCAGUGUCAUGCUCAUUGCAGCCAAUCAGAUGCUGCGGAACGGCAUGGAGUAACCAAUUGCACUGUGAGCAUGGGGAGUGGACAGAACAGCCAUGACCUCACAUCUUGUCUUUGCAGCCAAAGCAGGACCAGCCACAACCCGAGCACUUCUCUAAACAAUCAGUUGAGUUUUUUGAGUUUAAUUUGAACUUACCUUAUAGAAGCAGACAAUGUGAAUGAAAUGAAGACAGAUAUAUUUGUUUUGCAUUGAAGAUGUCACCAUGUAGAGUUACUGGACUUACCCGUCACAAGGAACCUGAACUGGAAAAAAAAAAAAAGUUUUUAUAUGAACCGGGAGAAUAAACGGAGGGUUUUAUUUUGCUGUUUUCAAGACCGAGACCACCCUUUAAACUUGAUUUUCUAAUUACCGAAAAUGUUUAUCAGGUGCUUUAAGCCAUUCCUAAUUUAAAAAGCAAACAAUUGUUAUUAUGGACAAUUGCAUAUUUACCCUAGAGAAGUAGCGUUGAAUGUGAAUGAAUGUGGGCACUGAAUGUUGGGCACAGUAGAUGCAUAGUAAAUCUGUCACAUCUCAUAUAGUCAUGUGGAAACAUCACACUAUAUGUAAAACAUCAAAACCCUUGACUCAGUCCACUAAUCUUGGGGCACAUGAAGUCUUUAUGUGUAUCUACAAGGAGCACAACUCAAUACUCAGUGAGGGACCAGUAAAGAAUCUUCACUGUCCCGUUAUCUCUACUAUGAAGUCUUAGCAUUGAUUGAUUGAUAGAUUGAUUGACUGGUCACUUAAUAUUUGUGUGGAUGUGUUGAAGACAGUGGAUAAUGUGAGCUCAGGCUGUCAGAGAGAUUUAAAAUGCAUGAAGAAGGAGAUUUUAAAUCAAAUAAUAGUGGAGUGAUGGUAUGGGUUAACAGUAGGACCAGUCUGAGAUAAAUUAUAAUAUUUUUAGUAAUGUGUUUGUAGAAAAUAUUUCACCUCAGCAUCUCAUUGUAAUACUGCCCAACUGUGGUUAAUAUAAACCACGCAAAAAGCAUGCCAGUAUAUACACUGCCAUAUCAAACAUUAACUCUAACUCCCAUGAAUUUCUCUGUGUAUAUAUAGUGCUACUUAUCUUGUGUAAUGUAUUAUUCUUUGCAACAGCAGAAUGUACGAAGGGUAGAAACUAGUGAGACAAAUCAGGGAUAUACAGCAGAGCUGUGACAUGCUGUUGGUACAGCUGUUUUCUUGGAAAAGGUUGCAGUCUAGUGGUUAAAAUGAGAACUGCAGCUAAAAGCUUAAACAGCCAUGUUUACAAAGUGUUCAGAAGGGAAGAACAACACCAGAGAAUUUGAGCUUUGAUAUGUUUUGUGUCAGUGUCGCAAGGGCAGUUUGGUCUGUGUUGGUGAACAUUCACUAUUUUUAAUGGCAAAAGCAAGAAUAUUUUUCAGCCCAAACCCAAACUGUGUUGUUGCACCAGAGUACAGCUCAGGAUUGAGAAACUGAAGGUGACUGCUGCAGUACCUGUCGUGUCUGUGGUCAUUGCUAUGUUUUAUGGUCUAGACCUGAUAGCACUACAAUUUUAUAAAGCUUACUGGGGGGAAAAGUUUGGGAAAGACCUUGUAGGAGUUUACAAUCACUUCCCUCUGUUUAUAAUAGAGCCCCCUCGAGGUUGAACAUCACAGUGACAACACAGAUUAAAUUUGAGGAUGUUCUUUAUGUGGGUGUAGAGCUGGGCGAUAAAGAAAUGUCAUUAUUUAUCUACGUUAUCAUGUGUCCAUCUUCUGCUAUUGUUUUCCAAAAUUCUGACGUUCAAACAAAUGAUUUUAAACAAAUUGUCAUUCAAAACUUAAAAUACCUGAGAUUAAGUUUUUAUUAAACACAUCUAUAGUCAGUAGAACACAGUUCAUCACAAUAAACAUAACUUUUAUACAUGAUUAUUGUAUUGUAUUGUGAUAUUGAAAUAUAUAAUUACAAUUUUUUUAUAUUAUUUUAUCAAUUAAUAUUGACCAAAUCGCCCAGCCCUAUGUUCAUGUAUGGAUUGCUGAAUGGGCCUACGGGGCACAGGCCCAAAGGCCCAAUAUGUCAGGGCCUCCCCCUGGCCUUCACCUGCAAAAUGUCACUCAAAUUAACACGUAACAACCAGGAUGAGACUCAAAAUGAC